AUGACAGAAACAAGGGAAAAUAAAGACCGACUUGGGAAAUCUAGUGAAGAGGAAUUAGAGGAGAUUGUCUUUUUGGAGGAAGAAGAUAUAUCAAAAGGUGUGAAUGCUUGCACUAACAGUCUCUAUGGUAGAAUUUUCGCUUCCAAAACAUUCUCAAUUAGAACUAUGGAGAAUGCACUAAAGGCAAUCUGGGGUAAACUAGAGGGAUUCAAAGUCUGCGACAUGGGCGAUAACAAAUUCCAAUUUUUCUUCUUGAAUGAAGUGGAUGUAAUCCAUAUUGAACGUGGAGCACCGUGGCUGUUCAAAGAUUAUGUGCUUCAUGUCAAACGGUGGAAUGAAGAGUAUAGACCUAAUGUGGAGAUUAUAACUAGCUUUCCAAUUUGGAUGCAAUUUUGGGGAAUGCCAGAGCCUUAUAAAACGCUAGAAGUUGUCAGGAAGUUGGGGGAAUGGAUUGGCCCAAUGCUAGAGGUCGGACUCUUCUAG
Molecule: messenger RNA, 483 nt
Organism: Arachis ipaensis
Lineage: Eukaryota; Viridiplantae; Streptophyta; Magnoliopsida; Fabales; Fabaceae
Source: RefSeq, a predicted model, not a curated record